UAAACGUGCGAAUACCAUAGAGAUAAUUUGGCCUGAGUUCAGUCAGUCUUCAAUGAACAAUUGUUCUCUUAAUUAGUCAAGACUUUUUCUUCAUUUAGAAGAAAUCAUUUCUUGCUUUUUAACGUGUCGUGUAUGAAGUGAAAAAGUAAUUUGUUUCUGAAAAAUCCACUCUACUACAACAGACAAAUAUGGCUACGUCAGAGAGAUACAGUAAAGAAGAAAAUUAUUCUUCUACAUUAAAUGCCUUUAAAUAUAAUUUUACCUGGACAAUCAAUGACUUCGAGUUUGUAUGUAAAAACGUAAAAGUAAUUAGAUCUAAAGAAUUUUCAACAAACAAUUUCUCAGAUUGCAAGUGGUUAAUUACGAUGGAACCUACAGAGUUAAUAAGGGACAACAAGGAUGUCUUUAAAAUUAAUUUUCAUUACCAUGCAGACUUAAUGGACGAAAAAUUAUUAAAUGUUCAAAUUUCAUUUAAAAGGCAAGUUGAUUUGCACUCAUUCGAGAUUUUUAAAACAUUUGAAAAUGAAAAUGGAGAACGAGGUGAAAAUAUAAUUUCUUGGAAAAUAAGUGGAUCAGAUUUGUAUGAGGACUGUGUCUACAGUACACCAGAAGAAGAUGAACUUUCUAUAUUACUUGACCGUCUUGAACCUACAGUUCCAUAUUGUAUUAACGUUAUAUGCAACAUUGAUGUGGUUUUUCCUGAUGAGACUAUAUUUCAAAAACCGCUUAUUGAUAUUGGAAAUUGUAUUGGACUAAUAGAAAGUAAUAAAAAUUUUCUCGACAAUGAAGAAUUCAAAGAUGUUACGUUUAAUGUUGAGGAUCAAAAAUUUACUGCUCACAAAAUUAUUCUCGCAAGUCGAAGUCCUGUGUUUGCUGCAAUGUUCAAGAACAAAAUGACUGAGGGACUAACAUCCGUUGUUGAAAUUGAUGACACAAAACCAGCAAUCUUUCAACAAAUGUUAAAUUUCAUCUACACUGAUCGAGUGGAGAAUCUAGAAGAAUCAGCAUUCGAAUUAUUAUACGUUGCGGAAAAAUAUCAACUGGAGAAACUUAAAAUUUUAAGCAUCAACAGUCUUAAUGAUAAACUAUCUAUUAACACAGUUAUUAAGACUCUGGAGGUUGCCGAAUUGUAUUCAAUUGAGAACCUAAAAAAUGAAUGUCUGAAAUUUAUCAACGAUAAUAGGUAUGAAAUUAUCGAGACAAAGGAGUUUCAGAAAUUAUUAUUAGAUCGUCCAAAUUUAUCGAUUGACAUUUUAAAAAUAAAUGAAACAAGAGGGAGCGAAUGUUGUAAAUCUUAUGAAUUAAGAUAAAUCUAUUGUAAAAUAACUUUCCUUAAAUUCCUUACAAAAAUGUUUACUGUAAAAAGCAAAGAAUUGAAAGAAAUUGAAAAUUUUUAAUUCUCAUGAAUCUCUAAAUCUUCAUAAAUGCAUAUUAACUUAUUUACAUAUCUUUUUUCUAUGUGUAAAAUGCGGUAAAAUGUCUUGCUUCUUAAGUUCCCUGUCUUCGGAACCCACAUCACAAAUAAUUUAAAUUAACUGAUUCAUUAUCAUUCUUAUGUUAUACAUUACGAAAUUGGAUUUAAAUUAUGCUUAAAUAUCCACAAUAAUAAAUAUAAUAUAGAAAUGUAAUAAAUCAUUUUCAUUUAUUU
Messenger RNA from Leptopilina heterotoma, 1648 nucleotides. RefSeq names its product speckle-type POZ protein-like. Gene Ontology annotation, biological process: regulation of proteolysis; proteasome-mediated ubiquitin-dependent protein catabolic process. The transcript has 2 exons. Gene Ontology annotation, cellular component: cytoplasm. Gene Ontology annotation, molecular function: ubiquitin protein ligase binding. NCBI's taxonomy places the organism in Eukaryota, Metazoa, Arthropoda, Insecta, Hymenoptera, Figitidae. The coding region runs from base 189 to 1310 and encodes 373 amino acids. The record is from RefSeq and is a predicted model, not a curated record.